Symbiodinium sp. CCMP2592 is the source of this 656-nucleotide messenger RNA. Lineage: Eukaryota; Dinophyceae; Suessiales; Symbiodiniaceae. The record is from the annotation of a GenBank genome assembly.
AUGACAUUCGGGAACAUGAAAGUCGGCAUCCUCGUGGCCAAUGAGGUGGUCACAUUGUGUGACAGAGAUGUGAACAUCAAUGCUGUGGAAGUGCGCGAGAAGAUCAUGGAGUAUCGUGCAGAGCUGGUGGGCUGGGCAUAUCCUCAGCAGCAGAAGAAUUAUGAAUUGUUUUGGUCUACGCAGGACAGCUCAGAGGUGAGUCUCUUCGGCAAGGUGCCCAAUCCUGUGGAUCUCGAGGUCCUGAUGCUGAUCAAGGUUUACCGCUUCGGUGAGCUUUUUGCUGGGGCAGCGAAUGUCACUACUGCUGUGAAGCUCCAUGGCAUUCCUGCUUUCAAGAUGGACAAAAUCUAUUACGGGGGUUUCGAUUUCUUGGCACCGGCUGGAUUCUCGCUGGCAUUGCUGUCCAUUCUACGUAUGGCCCCUCAAAGUGUACUGCUUAUGGCCCCGGACUGCAGCAGCUUCUCUUGGAUGAGUAGCAGUGGAUCUCAACGACACUGGUUUGCUCCGUUGGGUGAUACUUCGAAGGAUUGGGUGGUCCGGGGCAACCAGAUGGCUGCCAGGGUCACACUCUUGGCCCACCUCGUGGCAGCGCUUGGGCAUGUCUUCAUCAUUGAGCAGCCUGGCAGUGCUGCAUUCGGUCACCUUCCGUUGUGGCG